This is a messenger RNA of Pelecanus crispus (Dalmatian pelican), 1499 nucleotides long. The record is from RefSeq and is a predicted model, not a curated record. Lineage: Eukaryota; Metazoa; Chordata; Aves; Pelecaniformes; Pelecanidae.
AUAUCAGGCAUCCAGAAGAGCUCUCCCUUUUGAGGAAACCCAGAGAUCCGUCAAAGAAAAAAAAGAAGAAGUUGGAUGAGCAAUGUGAAGACGACGCCUUCGAGCUGGAGGGUCCACUGAUCACGCCGGGGUCCGGAAACAUAUAUUCGAGCCCAGGACUUUAUAGCAAAACGAUGACACCGACCUACGACGCUCACGACGGCAGUCCCCUGUCACCCACUUCAGCCUGGUUCGGUGACAGCGCCUUGUCGGAGGGGAACCCGGGCAUCCUGGCCGUGAGCCAGCCCGUCACCUCCCCAGAGUCCUUAGCUAAAAUGUACAAGCCACAGGCGCUGCUCGAUAAAGCCAAAAUCAACCAAGGAUGGCUGGAUUCGUCCCGAUCCCUUAUGGAGCAGGAGGUGAAAGAAAAUGAAGCUUUGCUGCUCCGGUUCAAGUACUACAGCUUUUUUGACCUGAAUCCAAAGUACGAUGCGAUCAGGAUCAACCAGCUGUACGAGCAGUCCAAAUGGGCUAUUCUGCUGGAGGAGAUCGAGUGCACGGAGGAAGAAAUGAUGAUGUUUGCGGCACUGCAGUACCACAUCAAUAAGCUGUCCAUCAUGUCCUCGGAAAACCACCUGAACAACAGCGACAAGGAGGUGGAUGAGGUGGAUGCUGCGCUCUCGGAUCUGGAAAUUACUUUGGAGGGUGGCAAAACAUCGACGAUCCUGGGUGACAUCACUUCCAUCCCGGAGCUCGCCGACUACAUUAAAGUCUUCAAGCCCAAGAAGCUGACGUUGAAAGGCUACAAGCCAUAUUGGUGCACCUUCAAAGAUACCUCUAUCUCCUGCUACAAAAGCAAAGAGGAAUCCAACGGGACUCCUGCACACCAGAUGAACCUGAGAGGAUGUGAAGUUACCCCUGAUGUGAACAUCUCUGGUCAGAAGUUUAACAUCAAACUUCUGAUUCCGGUGGCGGAGGGAAUGAAUGAAAUCUGGCUUCGCUGCGAUAACGAGACGCAGUACGCCAGCUGGAUGGCCGCCUGCCGCCUGGCCUCCAAGGGCAAGACGAUGGCCGACAGCUCCUACGGCAUGGAAGUACAGAACAUCCUCUCCUUCCUGAAAAUGCAGCAUUUGAAUCCAGACCCACAGCUGAUCCCGGAACAAAUCAACACCGACAUUAACCCCGAGUGUCUGGUUUCUCCUCGCUACCUGAAAAAGUACAAGAACAAGCAGCCAGGCUAUGUAAGAGACUUGAUCACGGCACGCAUCCUGGAAGCCCACCAGAACGUUGCUCAGAUGAGUCUCAUCGAGGCGAAGAUGCGGUUUAUUCAAGCCUGGCAGUCGCUGCCGGAGUUCGGCAUCACGCACUUCAUCGCAAGGUUCCAGGGGGGCAAGAAGGAGGAGCUGAUCGGCAUCGCCUACAACCGGCUGAUACGGAUGGACGCGAGCACAGGCGACGCCGUCAAAACCUGGCGGUGCAGCAACAUGAAGCAGUUGAACGUGAACUGGGAGAUUAAAAUG